Trifolium pratense (red clover) is the source of this 2069-nucleotide messenger RNA. Its product is annotated as trihelix transcription factor PTL-like. The coding region runs from base 262 to 1743 and encodes 493 amino acids. The record is from RefSeq and is a predicted model, not a curated record. NCBI's taxonomy places the organism in Eukaryota, Viridiplantae, Streptophyta, Magnoliopsida, Fabales, Fabaceae. The transcript is spliced from 2 exons.
CAAUACAAAUUUGUACUACACUAAACAGUGACUCAGAGAGAGAGACGGGACCAUUUCCCUUGUUGCUCGCUCACUCUUAAAAACACUUUAGCCUUUUUCAUUCACGACAGGAUCCGUCUCUGCCGCUUAACAACAUCUUCAUUCUUCAUUUUCCAUUUUUCAUUAUUAUAUCUUCUUCUUUUUUUCUUAUCUACUACUACUAUAAUAACAACAAUAAUUCACUCUUGUAUUUUUUUCUUUUUCAAUUAUCAUUAUCAUCAUAUGGAAAUGGAAGACCAUCAUCAUCAUCAUCAUAAUCAUCACCACCAUGAACAACAACAUCAACAACAACAACAACAACAACACUAUGUUAAUGUUAGUGGUAACACUAACACUAAUAGUAUAACUGAUUUCAGACAACUCAUGAAUAUUGGACAAAGAACAACAUCAACAACAACUGAUCAUCAUUUUCCUACGGCGGAGUUAUUCCCCGCCGCCGGCAACCCAAAUAUGACAGUGACACCACACUAUGAGAUGAUGAUGUUUGGCCGCCAAGUAUCUGAUAUAAUGCCUCGUUCAUUUCAUGACUUUGUUUCUACAGAUUCUGCUGCUGCUGCUAUUGCUACCACUGCUACAACUAGUGUUGUUUCAACUCCUACUCUUAGUGGUAAUUUAGAAGCUGAAACAACUGUUUGUUUAGGUGGUGUUGAUGCUUCUAAUGGAAGAUGGCCUAGACAAGAAACUCUUACUCUUCUUGAGAUUAGAUCUCGUCUUGAUCCUCAAUUCAAAGAAGCUACUCAAAAGGGUCCUCUUUGGGAUCAACUUUCUAGGAUAAUGUGCGAGGAACAUGGAUAUCAAAGGAGUGGGAAAAAAUGCAGGGAGAAGUUUGAGAAUCUAUACAAAUACUACAAAAAAACAAAAGAAGGAAAAGCAGGAAGACAAGAUGGAAAACAUUAUAGAUUUUUUCGUCAGCUUGAAGCCUUAUAUGGUCAAAACAAUAACCCUUCUUCAUCUUCACUCCCGGAAAACAAUUUUUGUACCAACAAUCAAGAAAUGUUUCAUUCUCAAAACAAACAUUGUGAUAGCCUCAGCCUCACAAACUCCACUGAAUUUGACACAUCAUCGUCCGACAACGAUGAUCAUAAUGAAAGCUCCAUGGAGAAGAGAAAAAAGAAGAGUAGUGGAAGAAGCUUCUGGAAGGUAAAGAUAAAAGACUUCAUUGAUUCACAAAUGAAGAAGUUGGUGGUGAAACAAGAGGAAUGGUUGGAGAAACUCACAAAGACAUUGGAACAAAAGGAAAAGGAAAGGGUUUUAAGAGAAGAAGAAUGGAGGAAACAAGAGAAAGAAAGGUUGGAAAAAGAGCAUAAAUUUUGGGCUAAAGAAAGAGCAUGGAUUGAAGCAAGAGAUGCUGCUUUAAUGGAAGCUUUGCAUAAACUAAAAGGAAAUGAUGAGAUAAUAAAUACUCAAUCUUCUUCUCAUGAUGGAAACAAGAAAAGAAAGGAAAACUCAAGAAGUUGUUUUUACUUUGAUAAUAACAACAAUGUUGAUAGGUCUUGUUUGUAUAAUAACAAUGGAGGAGGUUCCUAUUGUGGUGAUGUUAAUGAUCAAAGAGAAGAACUUGGAAGAGUAGUAAGAAAUGAUGGUUCAAAUUCUAGUAAUGUUGUUGUUGCAGCUGAAAAUUGUUUUCCAUUGUUGAUGAGUGAGGGAGGAAAUUUGUGGGAGAAUUACAGCUUAAAGGUUAGUAAAGCAAACCAAAAUCAGUGAUCAGUGAAAAGUUUUACACAGCCUCAUGAUCAAACAUUGUUAUGUAAGAAAGAGGUAAAUGAAGUUAUUAAGAUGCUUUUUAUGUAUAGAGACCACAGAGAUUAUGAUAUGAUUAGGUAAUUAAGGUGGUCAAUAUAUUAUUAUUAUAUUCAUGGGAAUCUAGGAGAGAAAAACAUUUGUCCAAGUCAUGAUCAAGUUUGUUUAAUUAUGAAAAGAUAUACUUUGAUCAAGUGUUGGGGUAUGACACUAUAAUUCAGGUGAGUCUCUCUUCUUAUGCCUAAUUUUCUUUUAUGGGUAUAUGCAAAUUAAAUUGGAAUUGUAUUACU